Molecule: messenger RNA, 2895 nt
Organism: Eupeodes corollae
Lineage: Eukaryota; Metazoa; Arthropoda; Insecta; Diptera; Syrphidae
Gene: Tango6
Product: transport and Golgi organization protein 6
Exons: 4
Coding region: 115-2880 (921 amino acids)
Biological process (GO): protein secretion
Source: RefSeq, a predicted model, not a curated record
UUUUAUUUCGAUGUGAUAUCUGCACAAAUUUACAAAUCUAAACAAAAUAUUUUCCAUCUUGUCCUCGUUCCAAAAAAUAAACUAAACAAAAAAAAGAAUACCCGAAUCCUAAAAAUGAAAAACUUACCAAAAUAUCUAUCAGCAAUUGAGACCAUAAAUCUUGUUGCAGACGAGAAAGAUGAAUUGCCUCGAAUUAAAAAGAACCUAGAAAUUCUAUGCACAACUGUGUGUUCUGAAGAAAUAGUCGAUGUCCUUGUAGAAGCAUUCAAACAACGUACCCAAGAUGACCAUGCCUGGAAGUAUUCUCUCUAUAUCUAUCAAAUCCUGCUCUCAGUGAUUGAGGAAGUUGAUUUCGAUUCUGACGCCAAGGAAGACCUUAUAUCCACACGACAUGUGAAUCUAUUGAUCGAUGCCAUUCAAGAUGUAUCUGGGUUUGGCUUGCGUCCGAAUCUUCAUUCAAUUCUCAUAGAACAUCCAAUUUUCGCUCCGAUUCCAACGAAGUCUCCUCCAAAUACCGAUCAUUUGAUUGUGUCACUUAAGGCAUUUCGCAAAAUCCUCACAGUUCGUAAGUUCCAUGUUGGUGGCAAUCUGAGCGUUGUCACACGUGAUUACAUAGCCGGAAUCCUGACCAUCAUCGAACACGAUUUGGAGAAGAAAAUCCAGCUGACCGAAGCCGAGAGAAAGCUCUAUCAAACAGAUUUGAACUUGAUUUGGAAUGAGUCUUCAAAAUGCGAUUACUUUCGAAAUAUUCUCCUCUUCAGAGGUCUGCCAAAUCUUCCACCAGCGCUGCAAAAGCGACUGCACUUGGAAUUACUGAACAAGCUGAUGGCCAAAGGAGGCUUUACCUAUUUUGUCAGCACUUUGCUUAUGAAUCGGACAAAUGUUGACGCCGCAGAGUGUGAUUACUUCGAAGUGAUUGCCAAUAUUGUGGCUCAUCCAAAGCAUUCAACCAAAUUCUAUAUGUGCCUAAUAGACCAGAUUUUCGAGUUCCUGAAACUCUGUAUAUCAAAUAAGAACAUGGCAUUUUGUAUGGGAGCGGGAUUGCUGACGCUGAAGAGGCUUUACGAACUCAAUUCAGAUACCCGCAAAGCGAUCACAGAAAAGCUGGAUAAGGUCUUUCAGAAGUUUUCCAAUCCUGAGGACGUAUUAAGUGGACUUAUUGUCAUGGAACAUGCCGAGUUAUCCUUUUUUGCCAACUUUCUCUUCACCUCAUUCUGUUCCUCGUCCAUGGAAUGCCUGCCGAGUGAAAUGCUCACCAAAUACCUGCCAUUGCUUUUGUCCGUUUACAGUUUCAUACCGGACAAGUUCAAGGAACAAGUUCAGAUCCGUGGUGUGAUUGUGCGGUGUUUGGCUAAUCGAUCGCGAAGCGAGCUAGAAAAUAUCAUAAACGCCCUGAUCUCCAAAAAGUAUCCGGAUGACUGGUUACAGCUGCAUCCUAGAGUGUCAAUUCAAUCGGAUUCGACAUUGAGUCAUUUGACAGUGAAAAUAAACUCUCCCGACACGAAACCAGAAGAUCUAAACAUCUCGAAUGUCCUGCCCGAAGUGCUGACCUUAUCCAAUCAUAACAUUUUGAUUUACGUUGUUUUCAUGUGCCUCUUGAGCAUGAUGCAAGAGGCUCUCACCAAAGACGAUGAAACUGCUGCAGAUGCUUCCAUUGAUCUCCUUCGCAGUGAAGAGGAAUUGAUUACGUUCCUCAACUCAAAGUAUCCAAUUAAGGUCGAGAUCAUUCUCUGUUUGAGCACAUUGGUAAAUCACACCGGUCUCCGGGCACAAAUCAGUGAGAAUUCCAGUGAAUUCCUGGAGUUCUUACAGACCUUUAUUCAACGGAGAGCCGAUCAGUCACAAGGCAAUCAAGAAAGCACAGAUCACACGCUGCUUCUUCUGCUAACUAUCACUCAGGAAAUGAUAGAAAACUCAGAGAUUCCCGAGAAGUAUAGGGAUUUCACAAAAGUCUUGCGAGAGCUUCGAAAACAAACCCCCAAUGAACUAAUUGUCAAUCGAAUCGAUAAAUUGCUUAACUUGUUGGAAGGUGGACUGAAGGCCUCAGUUGCAAAUCGAACUAGUCAGUAUAAUACAGCGCGAGAUUUAAUGAAGGAACGUGAAGCACAUCUAAAGGCUUACGGUAUCAAUUUGAUGAUUGAAAUGCUUCGCCAAAAAGAUCGCGAUGCCGAAACAAAUGGACAUGUAACGCUAGCAUUAGCCUUGCAUGCUCUCAAAGAACCAGAAUCAUAUGUUUUCUUGAAUUGCGUUCGAUUAUUUGUGGCCCUAUUGAAUGUUAUGGAAUCAGAGGUCUUAGAAACACUAUCCGAUGAAUAUUUGAACAGGGAGAACAAAAUCGACUAUCGAUUGGUGGUGGGGGAAGCUAUUCUCAAAGUAACCAGAGAAUUGGGUCAACUCUCCUAUAAGUAUAAGGAUGUUCUUUUGAAUUGCUUCAUUAGUGGCUGCCGAUCGGAUAAUAAUGAAUUCCGAUGGUCGAGCUUCUCGAAUUUGGCUACUUUGUGCAAGUUACUCACGUUCCAAGUGCACAGUUUCUUUCAAGAGAUGCUUCUACUUAUAGAAAAUGAAAUUCAAACUGGAAAAUAUUCUCCCGCCAAACGUGCUGCAGUUCUUGUUCUCAGUGAAAUUCUUCUUGGAAUGGAGAACCUUUUGGACCACGAAGAAUACCUUCUCCCAGUAUAUCGAGUUCUCAAAACUCUAUCAACUGAUUCUGAUGAUGAAAAGAUUCGACUUCACGCUGCCAAUGGUCUUAAAGCACUCGGUGAUAAAUGCAAAAAAUUCCUAUUUCCCGAGGAAAAGAGAGAAAAGGAAAUUAAAAUAAUUGGAAUCAAAGAUCCACCAAGUAAUAAAAAUUCCAAAGGUCAUAUUCUUGAAUUAAAUUAAACACAAUACAAAGUA